AGCAUUUCCAAGACCGUGUGCUUGUGGGGUGUGGGGGAACUCACGGUGACCUUCCCCGCCUCAGGAAGACCUAAAAGGGAAAAGCAGCCCCCAGCGAGAUCCCCCCGUGCUGACGAUUUUCAGGGACUUGUUGGCAACUCAGCGAGGGUUGCCAUAGCUUUUUUAUGUAGGGUGACCAGAACCGGCUGAAACUGGUUUGAGGCAGAUCAGCUCCUGAACACAAUGCAGUCACUGAGCUACUACAGUGGGAUAGCAGCUUCCUCCCUUCAUGGCAGCCAAAAGCAGAGGAGCUUGCAGGAAGGCUAUGUUCUGUUUUGUGCUUUUCCUUUUAGAAGCUACUAAAGGGUGUUGGGGAUACUUCUGACUAUUAUGAAGGCCAAAAGGCCUGUUGACUGGGGCUGCUUUUAACCCUUUCAUGUUUGCAGAGAAUGCAACCGUGUGACAGUAACUGAACAUUGGUCCAAAGUCUUUCCAAAAGGUCAAGGUUCACAAGAACAUCUGAUCAAAUUCAUGACCAUGGGGGAUAUGAAGACCCCAGACUUUGAUGACCUCCUGGCAGCAUUUGACAUCCCAGAUAUGGUCGAUCCUAAAGCAGCUAUUGAGUCUGGACACGAUGACCAUGAAAGCCACAUCAAGCAGAAUGCUCACGUGGAUGACGACUCCCACACACCAUCAUCUUCAGAUGUUGGCGUCAGCGUCAUUGUCAAGAAUGUGCGGAACAUCGAUUCCUCUGAGGGCGUGGAGAAGGAUGGCCACAACCCCACAGGCAAUGGCUUACAUAAUGGGUUUCUCACGGCGUCCUCCCUUGACAGUUACAGUAAAGACGGAACGAAAUCCUUGAAGGGAGAUGUGCCUACCUCAGAGGUGACUCUGAAAGACUCAGCAUUCAGCCAGUUCAGCCCUAUCUCCAGUGCUGAAGAGUUUGAUGACGAUGAGAAAAUAGAGGUGGAUGACCCCCCUGAUAAGGAGGACAUGCGCUCAAGUUUCAAAUCCAAUGUGUUGACGGGGUCGGUUCCCCAACCAGACUAUGAUAAACUAAAGGCACUUGGAGGGGAAAAUUCAAGCAAAACUGGACUCUCUACGUCUGGCAAUAUAGAGAAAAACAAAGUUAAGAGAGAAACAGAAACAAAUUCUAUAAAUCUGAAUGUUUAUGAACCUUUUAAAGUCAGAAAAGUGGAAGAUAAAUUGAAGGAUAACUCUGAAAAGGUGCUGGAAAACAGGGUCCUCGAUGGGAAGCUGAGCUCCGAGAAGAAUGACGCCAGCCUGGCUGGCGUUGCAUCAUCCAAGACAAAAUCGUCCUCCAAGCUCUCAUCCUGCAUAGCUGCCAUUGCGGCGCUGAGUGCUAAAAAGGCGGCAUCAGACUCCUGCAAAGAACCUGUGGCCAAUUCAAGGGAGUCCUCACCAUUACCAAAAGAGGUCAAUGACAGUCCGAGAACGGCUGACAAGUCUCCUGAGUCCCAGAGUCUUAUUGAUGGGACCAAAAAAUCAUCCGUAAAGCAACCGGAUAGUCCCAGGAGUGUUUCAAGUGAGAACAGCAGCAAGGGAUCCCCAUCCUCUCCUGCAGGGUCUACACCAGCAAUUCCCAAAGUCCGCAUAAAAACCAUUAAGACGUCUUCUGGGGAAAUCAAGAGAACCGUGACCAGGGUGUUGCCAGAGGUGGAUCUUGACUCUGGGAAGAAGCCUUCUGAGCAGACGGCAUCCAUGGUGGCCUCUGUGACGUCUCUUCUGUCCUCUCCGUCGGCCGCGGUCCUUUCUUCUCCCCCCAGGGUGCCUCUGCAGUCGGCUGUCGUUACCAAUGCGGUUUCCCCUGCAGAGCUGACCCCCAAACAGGUCACUAUCAAGCCUGUGGCCACUGCUUUCCUCCCAGUGUCUGCUGUAAAGACAGCAGGAUCCCAGGUCAUUAAUUUGAAGCUCGCUAACAACACGACUGUGAAAGCCACGGUCAUAUCCGCUGCCUCUGUUCAGAGCGCCAGCAGCGCCAUCAUUAAAGCCGCCAAUGCCAUCCAGCAGCAAACUGUCGUGGUGCCUGCAUCCAGCCUGGCCAAUGCCAAACUCGUGCCAAAGACUGUGCACCUUGCCAACCUUAACCUUCUGCCUCAGGGUGCCCAGGCCACCUCUGAACUCCGCCAAGUGCUAACCAAACCUCAACAACAAAUAAAGCAGGCAAUAAUCAAUGCAGCGGCCUCACAACCACCCAAAAAGGUGUCUCGGGUCCAGGUGGUGUCGUCCUUGCAGAGUUCUGUGGUGGAAGCUUUCAACAAGGUGCUGAGCAGUGUCAAUCCAGUCCCGGUUUACAUCCCAAACCUCAGUCCUCCCGCCAAUGCAGGGAUCACGUUACCGUCGCGCGGGUACAAGUGCUUGGAAUGUGGGGACUCCUUUGCGCUGGAAAAGAGCCUGACCCAGCACUAUGACAGGCGUAGUGUGCGCAUCGAAGUAACGUGCAACCAUUGUACAAAGAACCUCGUUUUCUACAACAAGUGCAGCCUCCUUUCCCAUGCACGGGGGCAUAAGGAGAAAGGGGUGGUGAUGCAGUGCUCCCACUUAAUUUUAAAGCCAGUCCCAGCAGAUCAGAUGAUAGUCUCUCCGUCAAGCAAUACUUCUGCUCCAUCUUCCACUCUUCAGAGCUCGGUGGGCGCCAGCACACACACUGUAACGAAAAUCCAGUCUGGCAUAACUGGGACAGUCAUAUCAGCUCCUUCAAGCACACCCAUCACCCCAGCCAUGCCCCUCGAUGAAGACCCCUCCAAACUCUGUAGACAUAGUCUCAAAUGUUUGGAGUGUAACGAAGUCUUCCAGGACGAGACGUCGCUAGCUACACAUUUCCAGCAGGCCGCAGAUACGAGUGGACAAAAGACUUGCACUAUCUGCCAGAUGCUGCUUCCUAACCAGUGCAGUUAUGCAUCACACCAGAGAAUCCAUCAGCACAAAUCUCCCUACACCUGCCCUGAGUGUGGGGCCAUCUGCAGGUCGGUGCACUUCCAGACCCACGUCACCAAGAACUGUCUGCACUACACACGGAGAGUUGGUUUUCGAUGUGUACAUUGCAAUGUUGUGUACUCUGAUGUGGCUGCACUGAAGUCUCACAUUCAAGGUUCUCACUGUGAAGUCUUCUACAAGUGUCCUAUUUGUCCAAUGGCGUUUAAGUCUGCCCCAAGUACACAUUCCCAUGCCUACACACAGCACCCUGGCAUCAAGAUAGGAGAACCAAAAAUAAUAUAUAAGUGUUCCAUGUGCGACACUGUGUUCACCCUGCAAACCUUGCUGUAUCGUCACUUUGACCAACAUAUUGAAAACCAGAAGGUGUCUGUUUUCAAGUGUCCAGACUGUUCUCUUUUAUAUGCACAGAAGCAACUUAUGAUGGACCAUAUCAAGUCUAUGCAUGGAACAUUGAAAAGUAUUGAAGGGCCUCCAAACUUGGGUAUAAACUUACCUUUGAGCAUUAAGCCUGCAACUCAAAAUUCAGCAAAUCAGAACAAAGAGGACACCAAAUCCAUGAAUGGGAAAGAGAAAUUGGAAAAGAAAUCUCCGUCUCCUGUGAAAAAAUCAAUGGAACCCAAGAAAGUGGCCAGCCCUGGGUGGACGUGUUGGGAGUGCGACCGCCUGUUCACACAGAGAGAUGUGUAUAUAUCCCAUGUGAGGAAGGAGCACGGGAAGUUCCUGUCCAUAAAGUCCAAUGUACCAGCCUCAUA
Messenger RNA from Galeopterus variegatus (Sunda flying lemur), 3689 nucleotides. RefSeq names its product zinc finger protein 532 (gene ZNF532). Lineage: Eukaryota; Metazoa; Chordata; Mammalia; Dermoptera; Cynocephalidae. The record is from RefSeq and is a predicted model, not a curated record. The annotation marks the transcript as partial. The transcript is spliced from 9 exons.